Alosa alosa (allis shad) is the source of this 2411-nucleotide messenger RNA. RefSeq names its product MFNG O-fucosylpeptide 3-beta-N-acetylglucosaminyltransferase (gene mfng). The record is from RefSeq and is a predicted model, not a curated record. Lineage: Eukaryota; Metazoa; Chordata; Actinopteri; Clupeiformes; Clupeidae. Gene Ontology annotation, molecular function: O-fucosylpeptide 3-beta-N-acetylglucosaminyltransferase activity; single-stranded RNA binding. Gene Ontology annotation, cellular component: membrane; ribonucleoprotein complex. Bases 379 to 1470 code for a protein of 363 amino acids. Gene Ontology annotation, biological process: retrotransposition; regulation of Notch signaling pathway. The transcript has 8 exons.
ACAUCUCAUCCGCUUCUUCAAACUCUCUGUUUGCAGCAACAGGUAAGAUGACAACAUAAGACAUACGCGAAUAUGUAGCCUGUUGUUAUUAACAACGGUACUUUCCAUCCGGUGAGCGCUUGCGAGGGAACAGCUACCUGAUUCCCAGAAGUCUACGGCCAAAGCACCGGCAGCAGCAUGGUUGCCGCUGAAAUAGCCUAACGGAUUAUUUGUGUCUUAUUUUAACCUAAGGCGACAUAGACUGCCCUCGACAUAGCCUAUCAAAACCACAGGUCGGUGUCAUACGGAGACGGCUGUAGGCUACCUUUGAAAGUUCGAGCGGCUCGAAGUUGACAGCUAUGCAGCUGAAAGCGUAGCGAUGCUCAACUCAGACUUCACAUGGCAACCGCUACGAAAAUAGUUUCCAAGAAAGUGCUUCGAACUUUGUGUGGGAUCCUCCUGACCUAUUUCAUCAUUGUAUUGGUGGAUUUACAAUUGCGAACAAGAAAUCCCAUCAGUCCAGGUGCUGAACGCGGUGCAGGAGAACGUUUCCAGAACCAUGCUGUCAAUUCCCUGUCAAAAGAUGGAAACAUCCUGUCAAAGUCAUCAGACGGCGGACGCAGUGACAGCAGUCGAGGGGAGAAUAAAGACAGAGAUUUUAGUGACAAUAGACGUCCAUCCUCUUGGUCAAGCCUGACGCCCCAAGACAUUUUUAUAGCAGUGAAGACGACAGGAAGGUUUCACCGAACACGACUGGACCUGUUGCUGGAUACAUGGAUAUCAAUAACUAAAGAACACACGUACAUCUUCACGGACACUCCUGAUGUGGAGAUCACCUCCAAAGGCUACAAUCUCGUGCUGACCAACUGCCCUCCGGAGCACAGCCACCAGGCCCUGUCGUGUAAGAUGGCCGCCGAGUAUGACCGCUUCAUGGCCUCAGACAAGAGGUGGCUGUGUCACGUGGAUGAUGAUAACUACCUGAACCCAGGGGCUCUGCUGUCCCUUCUUUCUGCAUUCCCAUUGGACAGUGACAUCUACGUGGGCAAGCCCAGCCUGGACCGACCAAUGAAAGCCCACGAGCUCCUGGAGGCCAAUAAGACGAAAGAGGUGACGUUCUGGUUUGCCACUGGAGGAGCUGGAUUCUGUCUGAGCAGACAGUUGGCCGAGAAGAUGGCCCCCUGGGCUAGCGGCCCCCGAUUUGAGGAGACCUCUGCGUCCAUCCGGCUGCCGGACGACUGCACGGUGGGCUUCAUUGUGGAGCGGCGUCUGGGCGUGCGCAUGGUGCACAGCCCCCUGUUCCACUCCCACCUGGAGAACCUGCUUAUGCUCAGCCCCCGCUACAUCUCACAGCAGGUAACCCUCAGCUAUGGGCUGUUUGAGAACAAGAUGAACAGCAUUGAGCUGAAGGGGGCCUUUUCCAAGGAGGACGACCCUUCAAGAUUCAAGACGGUCCACUGCAGGCUGUACCCAUUCACGAGCUGGUGUCCUUAAAAAAAAAAAACCCUGUAAAGAACUUCAACUUCCAGAAGCAACUGCGGUCACCUGCUGAAAGCUAAGCUAAGCUAGGCUAUGCUAGACUGUGCUAAGCUUGUGUACUGUGGGUCUCGGGCUCACAGGGUUGAGCUCCUCCUUUGAACCCUCUCCUCUCCCCGUGUCCCGAGUUUUGUAUGGCCUGGGGACGUGUUGAGGCCUCAGAUCUGCUGAAGACUAAUAGGAUAUUGCCUUGUGGGAGGCUCAAAGCACAAAAAAUCCCUUAACUGGAACCCCCUCUUCAUCUGGGUGCACGCUGGAGGACCAAGGCUUCCCACAAGCCCCCCUGAGAUCUUAGAGGAAUCAUAAAAGGUCAAGGAGGCAGCUGUGGCUCUUCAGGCAUAUUUCCAUUUUAAGCAUGUGAGGGUGAGAGAGAUUUAUGUAGAUCCUUGAAGGUGAGGACUGACUUUUUAAUACAGCACUUUUUGAUGAAUUUAUAUGAGAUUUCAAUGCAUUUGAUUUAUUGGUCUGUAUUUUUUCCAUAUUGGAAUGGACACAGGGUUUUGUUUGAUGUCAUUUUAAAGCUUAACCUGGUUCAACAGAUGAGUUCUUGCAGCUGUUUGUUUGUUUUAGCGAGCAUUCAGCCAUGUAACAUAGCUAAAAACAUGAACAUUUCUUUUUAUUGUGUUUGUGUUUUUUUUACCAUGUUUUAAUAGAGAAAUACUAUGUAGAGAGUGAACUCUUAUGUAUGUUUCUAUGUCAUUUGCCAUUGACAACAUUACCUACAUAUAGGCCUGCUGUAUCACUGCAUUUUCUCACUUCAAAGCAAUGUGACCGUGGCUUCCCAAUUUGAAUAUGAAUGUUCUUACGUGAAUUAAACAUAUUUUUAGUAUUCUUUAAGGCCAUCAUGAAAAAAAUAAAACUCAGUUCCACCCGAAUAAAGACCCUGACAAGCAAACCAA